This is a messenger RNA of Racocetra fulgida, 1815 nucleotides long. The record is from the annotation of a GenBank genome assembly. Lineage: Eukaryota; Fungi; Glomeromycota; Glomeromycetes; Diversisporales; Gigasporaceae.
AUGCCUGCAAAUAUAGGUCUUCGCACGGAUCUUUUGAAUGAAGAAAAACAUUCUAAUUCUAGUACUUCUAUGCAAAUAACGACAAUCGAAGAAAAUGAUCAUCACAUUCUUGAUUUGUUGUUAAGCGAAAGUUUCAGUGACGCUGAAUUGGGCUUAGAUCAACCUUUGGUACCAACUAAAUAUACCUUCGAAGAGAAUGGUUCAUGUAGUAAUAAUGUCAUUGAAACUAAUGUUCAGUCAAGAGAAGUAUCCAUUUUACAAGACCUAGGAGAUUCAAAUCCUGAAAGAGAGGAAAUUAACAAUGUAUUAAUAUCACAGGAUGUUAUUGAUUCUUUAACUAGUGUAAAGCAUGUUGCACUCAUAGCAUUAGAUAGUCUUCUACGUCAAAUUGUUGCCGAUCACAAUUCUUAUAUUAUGACAUCUGAAAUAAGGUCAUCACAUUCAAAAAUGGAUUCUUGGAGAAAACGUUCUUUCUCUUUUAGUGAUUCUCUGUCACAAAAUGCUAAUCCUGUAUUAGAACAUUUACCCCAAGAAGAGAGAAAUUCCUGGAUAAGAUCUCAACUAUUGGCUGAUAUUGCUCAAAAUGCAACAAUGCUGAGUACUGGAAAUGAAAUGUUACAAAUAGAUUCAAGACAGCAAUAUUCACCUGAUGUUGCUACACUUGAUAUAAUUCGGCGUCAGUUAAAUUCGAGUAAUUCGGUUAUUUUAAGUGAUAAUUAUAGCUUAGCAUGUACUUUGGCUGCCUUACUUGGAUAUUUGUAUAGAAUAUUAGAAUUAUGUGAUUCUAAAAAUCCUAAUCCAUGUUCUACAUCUGAAUUAUCAAAUACUAUCCAAGCUUCUGAAGAAAUUUUACAAUCUACUUCAAAUGAUGAUAUUUAUAGUACAUUACAUAAAGAAGUAACAACUUUACAAAAUCGACGUGCAAGUUUAAAUUUAUAUAACAACGUUACAGAUGAACGUCUUGCAACUUGGAAUGAGAUUGAUCGAUUAAUGGAAGUUGUUGCUGCUUUAUGUCAUGAAAGAUCCAAUAAUGAUCCACCUCCUGAAUAUUCAAAUAACCUUACAGAAGGUGAUAAUGAAGCUAUAGUUGAUCCGCCAAAAUAUCCAUUAGUUAGUGGAAAUUUAAAUAUAAACAUAGACAAUGAAAAAACAAAAUUAGAUUUGGAUAAUGUUAUCUCUGCAAUAGACCGUGUUUAUAAUGUGGCUCCUCAACUUAAUAAUCAACGUGUUGAACUUAGUCCACGUCAAAAGAAAAGAUUAACCGCUGCGACUUUAUCAAAUGUCAUUCAGAAACUAUCUCGUGGACGUCUUGAAGAACAACGCGCUGAUUCUUCAUCUAUUGUAAAAUAUCAAACUUUGAAUCGGCUUGUCGACCAAAUAAACAAGGCUGCUGAAAGAAGUUUUGUGGAUCAGCGUGUUGAACUUAGUCCUCGUCAAAUUCGACAACAUGAAGUUGCUAAACUAAACGGUAUUAUUGAACGUCUUGAAAAAAAUAGAAUGACAAAUCAACUUCUUAUUCAGGAUUUAACAAGACUUACAAAUGAAUUGACAAGAACAAGUGCUGACACUAUUUAUGCCUCUCAACGAUAUAAACUCUCACCUGAUAAAGAAAGAGAUAUGUUUAUGAACAGUAUAAUCAAAAAAGUUGAAAAAAUGCAAUCAUAUCGUAUGGAAGAUCAGGACGCAGAAUCACCUACUGAACGUAAAGAACGCGCAUGGAAAGAAAUCGAAAACGUGCUUACUAAACAACAAUAUAGUCCCUCCAUGAACUAUCAGCGUGCCACAUUGACCCCCAAGAAACAAAUUUUUAACUAA